Hippopotamus amphibius kiboko is the source of this 4120-nucleotide messenger RNA. It is a transcript of the gene ZNF674, whose product is annotated as zinc finger protein 674. Lineage: Eukaryota; Metazoa; Chordata; Mammalia; Artiodactyla; Hippopotamidae. Gene Ontology annotation, molecular function: DNA-binding transcription factor activity, RNA polymerase II-specific; RNA polymerase II cis-regulatory region sequence-specific DNA binding. The transcript is spliced from 4 exons. The record is from RefSeq and is a predicted model, not a curated record. Gene Ontology annotation, cellular component: nucleus. Gene Ontology annotation, biological process: regulation of transcription by RNA polymerase II. The coding region runs from base 734 to 2542 and encodes 602 amino acids.
CCUGCUUUAUCUCCUUCCUCCAAACCACAGCAAGACGUCCCUGUCCUCCAGACUUUGCUCAGGGUCUAUCACCUCUAGGGCUCAGUGUGAUAAUUGGUGAUUUGUAAUAAUUUCUCCUUUUUAUUUUAUUAGUAAAUGAUACUGUCAAAAACGAAAAAAAAAUGCAAGUAAAUAAAAGAGGAAAGGUGAAAUCACCAUUGGAAGGUCAGCAGGGUCAACAUUUUAAUAAAUGUUCUUCCUCAAUACAUGCAUAUCGCUUAACAAAGGAGAUGCCAGUCAUUUGUUUUCUUGUAACCUGCUUUUAAAUAUCUUAAGAAAUGAGAACAGGAUUCUAUUGCAUUUUUCGAGCCCAUGUGGUACUUCCCACUUUGUGUGUCUUAUUUUUCAACUGAAUCCCCUUUGCUGGAGGUUUAGUUGCUUCCAAAUUGUUGAAUGGUGGAAACACCUACAGUUAACAUCCUUGCAGCCUGUGCUCAUUUUGAUUGCCUUUUUAUGAUAAAUUUCCAGGCAUGGAAUUCUUGAGAGAAAGAUGUCAGGUUCUUAAUGACUUCUGAGUAGGUGUCUUUACACACAAGUCACACAUUGUCCUGGAAGAGGAAAUAAAUUCACGUGCAAAACCCAUAGGAUCUUAGCCACGUCCCAAGGGAACAGGCUGGAGCUACCAGGCCACGAGUCCAGAUCAUCCCCGCUGCAGGGCAAGGGUGAUUGUUAUUAGGCUGGUGAUGGCGGUCUCAUGACUGUACCCACUGAUUUCCACCCUCCUCAUUUUGCCUUCGUAGAUCUCCAUCCUUUGUCAGGGCAGAACCAGAUGGCCCUGUCCCAGGGCACCUUGACCUUCAGGGACGUGUUUGUGGACUUCACCCUGGAGGAGUGGCAGCAGCUGGACCCCACUCAGAAGAACCUCUACAGGAAUGUCAUGCUGGAGAACUACAGCCACCUGGUCUCCGUGGGAUACCUCGUGGCCCAACCAGAUGGGAUCUUCAGGUUGGGGCAAGGAGAAGAGGAGGCCGGCAUGGCAGCUGGAGAAAGCCCAACGUGGAGCUGUCCAGAAUUCUGGCAACUUGAUGACCCAAUAGAUAACCACAAAGAAAGCCAAGACAAACCUCUGUGGCAGGCUGCAUCCAUAGAUAAGGAAACACUGAAGGAUGGAAGUGGCCAAGAAUUCAGAACAUACAGAAAAAUCAUUUAUCCAAGCACAGACUUUGUUCCUGUAAGACAGAGACUCCCUAAAUAUGAUUCAUGGGGAAAGAGUUCAAAACAUAAUUUAAAUUUUCUUAGUCAAAGUAGAAACUGUGUAAGAAAGAAAGAUGAUGAACGUAAGGCAUAUUGGAAAUUAUGCUUCCAUUCUUAUCUUGAUAAAGCUCAACCUGGAGAGAAAUUCUGUGAGCUUAAUGAACAUGGGAAAGCGGUCCACCAUAAGCAAGCCCUUAAUAAAAGUCCAAGAAUUCAAACUGGGGAGAAACUCUAUAAAUGUUCUGAAUGUGGAAAAGUGUUUAUCCAGAGAGCAAACCUUGUUGUACACCAGAGAACUCACACCGGAGAGAAACCUUAUGAAUGCUAUGAAUGUGCAAAAACCUUCAGCCAGAAGUCAACCCUCAUUGCACACCAGAGAACUCAUACAGGGGAGAAGCCGUAUGAAUGCAGUGAAUGUGGGAAGACAUUUAUCCAGAAGUCAACUCUGAUUAAACAUCAGCGAACUCAUACAGGAGAGAAACCAUUUGUAUGUGGUGAAUGUGCAAAAGCUUUUAUGAGUUCAUAUCACCUUAUUAGACAUGAAAAAACACACAUUAGACUAGCAUUUUAUGAAGCUAUCAAAUGUGGUAAGUCCAGCCUUAUACAUCAAAGGACUCAUACAGGUGAGAAACCUGAGUGCAAUAAACAUGGGAAAGCCUUUGAUGUGACACCCACACCUAUUAAACACCAGAGAACUCAUACAAAAGAGAAACCUUAUGAGUGCAGUAAAUGUGGAAAAGGCUUCAGGGGAAAGUCACACCUUUCUGUUCAUCAGCGAGUUCAUACAGGAGAGAAACCCUAUGAAUGCAGCAUAUGUGGGAAGACUUUCAGUGGAAAAUCACACCUUUCUGUCCAUCAUAGAACUCAUACAGGAGAGAAACCUUAUGAAUGCAGAAGAUGUGGGAAAGCAUUUGGUGAGAAGUCAACCCUUAUCAUACAUCAGAGAACUCAUACAGGAGAAAAACCCUAUAAAUGCAACGAAUGUGGCAAAGCCUUCAGUGAAAAGUCACCACUGAUUAAACAUCAGAGAAUUCAUACAGGAGAGAGACCCUAUGAAUGUAGUGAUUGUAGGAAAGCUUUCAGUAGGAAGUCAACUCUCAUUAAACAUCAGAGAAUUCAUACAGGAGAAAAGCCCUAUGAAUGCAGUGAAUGUGGCAAAGCCUUCAGUGUGAAAUCAACUCUCAUUGUACAUCACAGAACUCAUACAGGAGAGAAACCUUAUGAAUGCAGAGAAUGUGGCAAAGCCUUCAGUGGGAAGUCAACUCUCAUUAAACAUCAGAAAAGUCAUUCAGGAGAUAAAACCUAUUAAUAUACUUUAGAGUGAGAUAAUUUCACUAGUUAUAGCUCUUUUUUAUUAUAUAUCAAUUCAUUCAGGGAAGUAACCUUAUAAAUAUUAAGAAGGUCAAAAACUUCAUAUAGUAUUUAAUGUUCAUUUAACUUAAUAAAAUGCACAAAUGUAUAGUUCCAGAAGCAUAUAAUAAAUGUGAUCAAUUUUUCACCCAAAAUUCUUAUACAAGUGGAGAAUUGUAUAUCAGAGAAUUCCAAGUGGCAAAACCGUGAGUAUAUUGAUGUGGAAAAGACUUUAGAAAGAAUGUCCUUGCUUAUCAGAGUAUUUAUGCUGAGGAAAAACUAAGAAUUUAAUGAGUUUAGAAAACUGCAUUAGAAAUUAUGAGAGAAAUACAUUCCGUGUUCUAUACCACACAUUUUGUGGGAGAGGUGCAGAGGUUGCAAACAAGCACUCAAUCAUUAAGAUAUGUUCACUGUGGAGUAGAGUAUGACAUUUUUGAAAGAAAAAUAUAAAGCAUAAAAUUAUUAAUCCUAGCUAGGGCAAACUCCCAGUUUACUUCUUAAACAGAAAAAUCGCUUCCUUAAGUGUUGUGAAGGAGGAUGAGUCAUGAUCCCUGAAACAAAGGAGCUCAAACAGGAGAUCUUACAUAUAUUCAUCAAUACUUUCAGUGCAAAAAUGCAAACCCCUUACAGAAAAGGCAUGUAGUAAGCUUUGACACACAUCUCUUAGGAACAGUGCUUACAACUUAAUAUUUAAGGGUAAUAACUUUAUGGUUACAUUUUAUGCCUCAUUUUAUUAGUCAAUAAAAGAUUUUAAAUUUUCAGGUGAUCUCCCUUAACACAAUAUUAUUUAAAAUAGAAAAAAAAAUAAAAUUGAAUAUCCAAUAGCCAAUUGAUUAAAAAUUGAAAUAUCAAUAAGAUAGAAUAGUAUACACUAAUUAAAAUUUUUCCUAUAUUUGAGGACUUGGGGAAAUGUUUAUGGUAAUUGGCUAAGUGAAAAAACAUAAAACAAUGUACCACAAUUUACAUUGUAAAAAUACAUCAAGGAUGAAUAAUGCACCAUUAUAUCAGUGAUUCAGGAUGGCAGAAAAAUAGUUUUAUGCUGAAUAAAAUUAUGUGCACAUAUAUAUGUAUACAAAUAUAUUUGUUUUAUAUUUGUAUCUGUUUUAGAUGUGUGUGUAUAGGUAGACACACAGAACAAAAUCUCGGAAGGAAAUACACCAAAUUAUUAAGCAGAUUAUCAAGAUUAUCAUUUGAGUGGUAGGAUUAUUGAUUUUUUUAAUUUUUUUAAUGUAGUCUACAGAAACUACCAAUAAAAUAGUUUAAUCUUGUGCAUGCUCAAUUCUAUCGUCCCAUCCAUUUUCCCAUUCAGCUUUGUCUUUAAUAUGACAUCAUUCUGCUCUUAAAAUGACCCAAUUUUCACAUAUGUGUAUAUAUUCCCUAUUCCUUUUCCAUGUGGUUGUCCGAGUGUAUGGUUUUGAGUAUAUGUUUUGCAUCUUGACAAUGUGUAUCCUGUGAUUUUAAUAUCUGUAUGUUAUUUUUUCAAUAAAAAUCAGUAUCUCCAUAGUUCUUUACUCUGUAACCAUCAAAUCCUGUUACA